Messenger RNA from Diuraphis noxia (Russian wheat aphid), 3856 nucleotides. RefSeq names its product inverted formin-2-like. NCBI's taxonomy places the organism in Eukaryota, Metazoa, Arthropoda, Insecta, Hemiptera, Aphididae. Gene Ontology annotation, molecular function: actin binding; small GTPase binding. The record is from RefSeq and is a predicted model, not a curated record. Gene Ontology annotation, biological process: actin cytoskeleton organization.
CGUAGCCACAACAAUGUUGUUUAAGUAUGUGUCGAAGAAUUUAGUGUCCGAAAGUGCUCUGUAGACUGUAAUAUUAUGUCAUUAUGUGUAGACGYUGGACAUUCCCAUUUUCAAGUUUAUAAAAUUAUAAAAUAUGACUACACAAAACCACUGGAUGCGAUUGGCGAGUCUUGUAAAGACUAACAAUAAUAUAACAAAUAAGAAUGAAAAAAAUCGGCUUAGUGGGUCAAAGCUGUUGGCUGACAUGAGAAAUGGUGAAAACCUUUCAAAAUGGGAACCAGAACUCUGUAUAAAAAUGUUACAGUUACCUGGCGUUGACAAUUAUUUGGCAAUCAAAAAAUUGAUAAAAAAAGCUGACAAGAAAUGGAUCGAAGAGUUCCUGCAGAGAGAUGGCUUGGGCACGCUAUUGAGCAGCUUGGGCGCGACAGGCGGAAAAUCACUCACGGACACAAUGGACCAGUUGCAAUGCGUCGAAUGCCUGCGAGCUGUCGUCAGGUCUCGGACCGGAUUGMAAUACAUAUCAACUCAUUUGGAAUAUUCUUCGUACUUGGCUUCAGUACUUGUAUGCAAUAAUACAACUAUAAAGCUUCAAGUGUACGAAUUGUUGUGCGCGUUGUGCGUGUUCUCCUCGGACGGAAUGGUUUUCGUCAAGUCUGUUUUGUCACACAUUAAGAUGAAACAAGAGUUGCGACACGAUUACGAAAUCGUAGUGAUGGAACUGCAGCUGGCGGAUACGUUCGCUUAUCAAACGACACUGUUGGCUUUCGUCAACUGUUUGAUACUCGUCGAACAGAAUCCUAGAAGGAGAACGUGCGUCAGAAAUGAAUUGAUCGCUCUUGGACUACGGACGGCUAUCGAUAAUAUGGAGGGUUACGAAGAUGACGCAUUACAAAUACAAAUCACCGUGUUCGAAGAGCAUCAGUUGGCCGACGAAAAUCAAUUUCCUCAGAAAUCACAUCAACAGCUAUUAAAUGAGUUACGGUCUAAGAUAUCAAAUACAUUAUACGACUCGUAUUUGCAAAACAUUUUAAUGCAAAUGGCUGAAAUGGAUUACAGCGAUACAAAAAUUAAUGACAUUUGGAAUUUGAUCAACGAAGUCAUCUGUAAUGAUCCACAAGCAAUAUUGGAUAUAUAUCGGAAAACUUCAAAAACACAUUCUACCGGGUCUCAAACUGACGAGAAAAGACUUAAUAAAGGUUUAUCUCCGAAUGCCCGACGUUGCAGCUUAAAUAUACCAAAAGAUAAGCGAACCACUAUUAAACUUAAAAGACCAUCACUGCCCGCACUUCCAGUCGUCAGCAAAUUAGGUGAACACACUAAUUCGAACCGGCGCCAUAUUAAAAAUCCUAUUCAAUGUUCUAUAUUUACUCAGACCGACCGUGCGUGUUGUUGUGACGGUAUUGGACUUACUGUAGUUGACAGUAAUCCCGAGCUGAAUAAUAACCGUCCAAAUUUAUUAGACGUUAACUGUGUAAAAAGAGAUACUUGUAAAUCGCUGGAAUUAUCAUGUGAAAGCUCAGUAAUACCACCUCCGCCACUUCUGUCAAAUCUUUCAGGAAUUCCAACUCCUCCACCAUUUCCAAUUUCAGCGCGAAUUCCACGCCCACCGCCGCUGCCAUCACCAUCUUCAUCACCUAUAAUUCCUCCUCCGCCACCUCUUCCAUCAACUGGAAUAUCACCACAAUCACUACCACCACCACCACCACCUCCUCCUUUACCAUUCAUGGMACCCCCACCACCUCCUUUGCCUGGAAUGACACCUCCUCCACCACCUCCUUUACCAACAUUGGCACCUCUACCACCUUCUCCUCCUAUAUCAGGAUUGAAGUCUUCAGAACUACUUAUGGUACCUGGAAAAGCUACUCAAUCAUUAACAACAUUGUCAUCGUCAAUGGAAUUGUUGGGACUUGGUAUUACUGAUGGUCAUCGGACAGUACCUACAAGAAGAACGAAUAACAAUAUUAAAUACUACUCAUUACCAAAAACCAAAAUGAAGACUUUGAACUGGACCAAGGUCAACAACCAAUAUUUGGACAACUCCAUUUGGUCGUCAGCGGACCCUCCUAAUUUAAAUAUAAACUUCAGAAAAAUUGACGAACUUUUUUGUCAAAAACCCAGAGCAAAAUCUUCACCAGCAGUUUUGUCACCUAACGGUGUUUCCAAAGCAAACGUUGUGAAUAUAUUAGACAAUAAUCGGAGUUUAGCGAUUAACAUAAUGCUGAAACAGUUUAAAUCCGGUUCAGACGAAAUCUUAGAAGCGCUCCAAAAUGGGACGUCAAUUCCUCUUGAAAAACUAAAAGGCCUUCAACGGGUUUUGCCCACAGACGAAGAAAUAAAAUUGAUAAAGAAAAAAGACACUAAUCAGUCUAUUAUCGGAUCGGCCGAGCUGUUUUGUCUACAACUCAAUAGCAUACCCAACUACCAGUUAAGAAUAAAACUUAUGAUCGAAAAAGAAGAACUGCCUUUCAUAAUAUCGGAAAUACACGGUCAACUGGAAAGCAUAAAAGAAAUGUGCGAUGACCUGAUAAAAAAUCAGCCGUUCAAACAAUUCUUGUCGCUUGUGUUAUUUAUCGGCAACUACUUAAAUGCUGGAAGCUAUGCCGGCAACGCAAGUGGAUUUACAUUGGAUACGUUGCCUAAAUUGCUCGAUACUAGAGCCAACAAACCUAGGGUUACUUUUCUCCAUUUCGUUGUCGAAGUGGCGCAGACGAACAAUAUGGAUGACAUACUGAGUUUCACUAAGUACACUGCGGCACUUAGGAAUCUCUCCAGGAUAUCUUUUUUAUCGUUGGAAGACGAAAUCAACAUAAAAACAAAACAGAUCAAGAGGUUGCAUUCAGAGCUGUCGAAACAAACGAAAAAACAGAUAUGCGCUCAAUUCUCAGAUUUUAUGAAGCAAGCCGUCAUUGAUAUCGAAACUUUAAACAAUGAGUAUAAAAGUGCGAUGGAGGUGAUUCAAAGAGUAGCUGUCCAUUUCGGCGAGGACGUUAACAAAUUUAAAAUCGAAGAAUGCUUUGCUUUGCUGGGAAAUUUCUUCGAGCGUAUCGACGUGGUUGCUAAGGAAAAUAUAAACCGCAGAAUUCAAGAGGAAAAGAAUAAAAUACUUACCGCUAAAUUGGAAAAAGAGAAGGACGUCUCAAAUGUUAAGAGGCGUGCACGAGGAUCUAUUGUACCUAAAGAUGAAGAAGUAUGCAUAGUGGAUUUGGUAUUGCGAGACAUUAGGAGAGGAUCGUUCAAUUUAAGAAGUGUAAAAUCUGAAGGUGAAAAGAACAUCUAACACGACAUACCAAAUAUUCAAAUUUUUAUAAAGAAACACACGCAAUGUGCAUAUUCCACACCAUCUAUGUUAUAAUAUAUUAUAAAUAAUUCCAGAAAGUUGAUUAGGUAUUAUUAUUUUAAAUAUAAAAAUACUUUAUCAUAUUGCUUUCUACCAAAAUACUAUUCAAAAGUAUCAAUCUUAGCAAAUAAGUACUAUCAAAAAAAACAUUGUAAUCUUAAUUUCUACCUUACAGUUAUUUUAUACUUAUUUAAUUUCUGUACUAUUUUUUUUAUGAAUUAUUGUUUUUUUUUUUUUUGACUUUAAUUCAUAUAUACUGUUCUUACCACUUUUUGUUCUUUUUUUUUUACGAUAAUUUAGUAUUAUAAUCAACACCUUAUUUAUACAUUGAUAUUAACAUUUACGAUGUCUCCUUAUUGUUUUUAUUUUUUAUAAACUCUUAUCGAGGAUUAUAGAAACAACUAAAAAUUUAUAUAUCAAUAGUUAUGUAGGUUUUAAUCUACUAGAAUCUAAAAUUUUCAUGUACAUUAGAUAAUUUAUGGAUUUUAUCGUGCCAUUAUAUGAGUUCAAAUGAUUUUA